AUGCAGUUGAGUAUUGGUAAGUGGGCCAUGUUGGCAGCACUAGUGACAAGCAUUGUCACGGCGCGAUCCAACAUGGCAAAGGUCUAUUCGGAGAAGGAUCCACAGAACUACGUGCAGGAGCAUAUGGCUGCCGAGCACCAUAUCGGUGCGUUUGACCUGGCCAGCUUCUUCGCGUUGCAUGACCUGGACCGCAAUGGUAUCCUGGAACGUUCUGAAAUCGAGGCCAUCUAUGGUGUUCACCACUCCCUUUCGCGUAAGCACUCGCCAAAUGCCGAGAUCCACGAUGAGAAGGCUGAUAAGAUUGUGCGUGAAGUCCUUCGCCGCCUUGAUUACAACAAAGAUGGUGUGAUUACACGCGCCGAGUUCCUUCGCGCGGGCAAAGGCGGCCUUCCUCAGUUCCCAGAAUAUGGCAAGAAUGCGCUUGGCCAUCAUUACGACGAUGAAUCAGAAUAUUAUGUUCACCACGAGAGUCUAUAUCACAACCGCCCAGAAGACCAGACGGACGAAGCAUACUCCCACGAAGAAGAUAUCAAGCAUUUUAAUGACCAUGCACGCAUUGAGCGUGAAGAAGAAGAGCGCGAGCGCUUUGCAGAGGGUCUUCCUUCGAUCGAAGAGGAGGCGCGCUUGAAGGCACAGGCCGCUCGGGAAGGCAAAAAAUACGAAAGUCAGUAUGAAAAGCAGUUCUCUCCUGAGAUGGAGGCCAACGCCAGAGAUGGUCGUCCGCGCUACGGCCAGGGUACAAAUGGCUUUGCAAAGCCCAAAGACGAUGCCGAUCGACUGAAGGCGAAUAUGCCUUACAAAUAUCGUAUGAAGAAGAACAGCUUCUUGCGCGAUUUGUAG
Molecule: messenger RNA, 840 nt
Organism: Malassezia pachydermatis
Lineage: Eukaryota; Fungi; Basidiomycota; Malasseziomycetes; Malasseziales; Malasseziaceae
Product: ssp120-secretory protein
Exons: 2
Coding region: 1-840 (279 amino acids)
Cellular component (GO): endoplasmic reticulum-Golgi intermediate compartment; extracellular exosome
Molecular function (GO): calcium ion binding
Source: RefSeq, a predicted model, not a curated record